AGAUUCAUUUGAAACGUCUCCUCACCAGUCUAUGGAUUCUUGCCUGGAUUAUGAAGAACCUCCAGCGGAGGCGAUUUUGAAGAAAAUAAAACAUCCUUCAACGAGAAAACAACCCGUAAAUGGUUUGUCUUCAGAUUUCCACGAUUACGAUGAACCAGAAGGUGUUAUUGUAUUAUCGCAUAAUGAGGAAAAUCAUGACCCGGCAAUAAAAGACAAUACCGACUUCCACGAUUAUGCCGACCUAGAUGACCAGGCAAUAAUUGACAAUAUUCACUUUCACGAUUACGCUGACCCGGAUGAUGAUAAUGAUGAUGAGGUGGAUAACAAGAACUGUCACGUGGUACUUGAUGAAUAUUCUUCGUGCCACCAUGACUAUGCUGAUCCUGAUGAAUAACAAAAGUCACGUAAUUUUUUAAAAUGUCUAGAGUGAUGCUAGGUAUGUUAAAACAUCGUGCUGUCAGAACGCGCGACCAGCAUAGGGUUCUCAACAGGAUUCAUCGCAGUGAAAUUUGGAAACUGUUCCCAAAUUCGACAGCAUAGUUCUUAAAAAAAAAACCUCUGUCUGCUGGCUAACAAGAUAUUUUCUCAUUCCGCUUUUUCCACAAAAUGUCCCAGUCUACGUUCUUCCUGAAACAGAAUCGAAGAUUGAGAACAACUGACAUGCAGGCAAAUUGACUUCAAAGAUUAUCCACGUUGAGUCGUAGCUUGGCUAAUUUAAAGCCUCGUUAUUGUUUGUGGCUGUGUCAACCACAAUUUAAAAUUUUCUCGUGUAUGCUCAGUAACAGAAGUUGCUGGCGAGAACACGCCUGCUGCUUUCUUGCGGUUUCUGAUUGGUCACCGAGAAUCUGAAGACCUUCGUUACUAGUGAUUCAACCAACAGCUCCAACGUCCUUGUAGACAAAAAGAACAGCCCUUUUCAAUGACGUGAACUCUUCAAUGGAAGACAUGUGAGGGAUGCGGUUUUAAGGGCGACUGAGUUUUUGAUAAAGACUCAGCGACAAGUUCUUCUGAACAAGACACCAGAACCAGAGAAACGACUCUAACUUAUGCUGAAACUUACUUUUGUAUUCGUAAACUAGCAAGAUGUAUUUAAUCGAGAAUGUAAAAUAAUUUCGGCGGUAAAACUUUCAGUUAUCUUUUCUUUCAAAAACGGAAGACGUUUGCUUUGCUUUCGCAAGACAGAUUUUAGGUCUUCAGGCAUCGUUUUAGAUGUUUGAAGGAAGACUGUUUUAUGGAUAUCGAAUCUAUAUUCGUACACAGUAACUUUGAUAACCCUUGUGAGAUAAAUAAGAAUGAUUUAAUGAUAAAUUUCGUCCUGGAAAAUUUACUCUCUAUAAACACUUUAACCGAUAACAGUGAUUGGCAUCUUUUUUCUUCCCACAGCAUCACUGUUGCAUAUCAGUGACCCCUAAGAGCGACCAGCAUCUAAAUUCUCCAUACAAUAUCACUACUGAAUCACACAUUAAGGUCAAGAGAAUAAAAGAAAUGAUCACCAGCUGAAGAAGCUCUUGAUUUUUAAUCAAAUUCUCCUUGUUAGCACCGCACGAAAUGUUUGAGGAGAUUGUGGAGAAUGUGCAUACCGAUCUAAGGGUGUAACGGGUUUAAAUGGUUCUAUUUUCGCGCGAAGUGAAUUCUAACCCGAUGAGAAGCUAAUGAGAGACACAUACGUGCAAUUUCUUUAGUAGAAGAUUAGAAGCUUCAGAAUAUAAUGAAAGACGAGUGCUCCCAAUGAGGUUAAUGUAGUGAGACAUGACAUAAGUCGGCGAAAUGUUUUCCAAAGUCCGUUGAUCAAUUUUGACGUCAGCCUCUCAGAUUAAUAUUAAUUCCUUUAAUCGUGUCGAUCACGAGGUCGUAUGAGAAUAAACUACCACAAGGGACAUGCUACAGUAAAACAACAAUUAUAACACAGAUUCGAUAACCAAAAACAUUUUUGCGUAGAUUAGAACAAGCUAAGAACUUACGCAAUUUGUCGUAGACAAAUCGCCAAACUCUUUAAGUGUGGUUUCUGGCGGUGCAAUCUAGUGUCAAUUGCCUAUAAUUAGCAGAUUACA
This is a messenger RNA of Stylophora pistillata, 2051 nucleotides long. RefSeq lists its product as uncharacterized. Lineage: Eukaryota; Metazoa; Cnidaria; Anthozoa; Scleractinia; Pocilloporidae. The record is from RefSeq and is a predicted model, not a curated record.